This is a messenger RNA of Astyanax mexicanus (Mexican tetra), 9029 nucleotides long. RefSeq names its product mitogen-activated protein kinase kinase kinase 3 (gene map3k3). Gene Ontology annotation, biological process: protein phosphorylation. The transcript has 19 exons. Bases 1649 to 3511 code for a protein of 620 amino acids. The record is from RefSeq and is a predicted model, not a curated record. Gene Ontology annotation, molecular function: ATP binding; protein kinase activity; protein binding. Lineage: Eukaryota; Metazoa; Chordata; Actinopteri; Characiformes; Acestrorhamphidae.
AUUCGUCUGUCCUAAGGACUCGAAUCUCCCUGCGACAGUGGUGUUCGCUUAGCUGCAUGAAAUGGAUGGAAGUUAGUGGACAGUAAGCGGUUUCUAUUUUUUAAAAACAGGGGGAUUUUUUAAACACUGCUGUAGAAUUUCCUGCUGGAUAUAAGUUCUAUUUUUACAACUUUUUCAGUCGUUUUGAAGGAAUCAAAGGUUUUUGGGUUCUGGUGUCGAUUUGGAUUUUUUUCAUGUCAGGAAACUCGCAGCGUUAGAAAAGAUUCACUCCAGACUUUGCGGUUUUUUGAUAAACUCGUGAUGUUGAGAUGUGUCUGCAGCUUCAGUCGUUCAUUUUAUGAUGAAAUAUUCGGAUUUUUGGACUGAGAAACACUUAUUUUACACUGUUCUGUCGUGUGAAGACACAAACACAGCAACGGAAAACGGAUUUGACCAUCGAGCUUCGUUACUAUCCUUAACGUGUUAUCUUUUUUUCUCUCACUAUAUUAGGUCGAUAAUAUCGUAUCUUUGGGUGAAGUGUUAGCGUGUAUUAGUUUAGUAAACAUUUAAGCGGUUUCUGCACUUGUGUAUGAGCAUAUUUUAUCUUUUUUAAAGCUCAUAAUCCGUAAACCUAACUAAGCUAGCGAACUAACUUAACAGUGCCGUUAGUUUUUUUUCAGGAACGGUUUAUACCCCGUUUUUUCGGUGCAAGUGUAAACACAGAAUUAGUUCUCUCUCUUUUUACCUGAAAAAGAAAACAACGAUAAAAAAAAACUUAUGCUCGGGCGAACUGACUCUUUCAGACGUGCAGAAAAAAAUCUGCAAACUUAGCAGGAAAAGAAGCCAUCAGACUCGCGGAAAUCGCCCCCCUCCUCUCUAACUCAGCUCCAGCUCAGCUAGGUUAACUGUUCAGCCACAGUUUAAAUGGAUUUCUGCACCAAAUCUGCUCUUUUUGCUUUCUAUUCCGGAGUAUACGACACAGUUCACAUCUAAAACCGGUUUAUUACACGGGGAAUGCCAUCUAAUAUCCACAGCAGCUUUCUGAAGAACACGGUCUAAACGCUGGAAAGACUCAGCAGCAGUCCUGAACCUACAUGUGAGUUUGUGCACAGCUACGAUGCGAAGAAGACGGCGGCUUCCAUGCUUCAGAAAAGUGCUAUGUGGAGAAGCUUCCUUCACUAUAAGAUCAUGAACUGACAGCAGACCUGUAGGAAACGCCACCACUGUCCACCCUUGCUCGCUCUUUCUGGACUGAAUCUCUCUCUGUGGUGGUGCUGGAGGCCGCAGGCCGAAGGGGCUGCCCCCAGAGGCCCGGGGCCCGGGCAGCGGUUUAGCGAUGGCAUGAUUGCUUUUUCCAAUCCAGGAGCAAAGAGACAGGAUUUCUGGGGACAGCAUUGCUGAACUAAGCCAGUUUCCAUUUCUUGAUAUAUUAUUUUGUGAAGCUCGAGGCAAAAAGAAGAGAAGGGAACACUGCACUGUUCGUUCAGUGAUAUCUGUGGUCUGAUGAAGUCCAGUGCAGAAACCAAGGCAGGACAAGCCAUUAUCAAUGACAGUCUCUUACUAGCUCCAAGCCAGCUCUUAAAGGCUGUUGAUGGGUGGUGCUAGAAAACCAAGUGUGUGAAGACUCCAAAUCUUAAUUCAGAAGAGGACACGCACACCCACUGCAAAAAUGAAUGAGAGACAGGCUCUGCAUUCUAUAAUGAAGGACCUGGUGGCCCUGCAGAUGACCAGGCGGCAGCCCAUGUCGGCUUACGACACGGCAAAGGCCAAGCCUGUCAGCACUGCCAGCACGACCAACAGACAGGAGGACGUCAGGAUUAAAUUUGAGUUUGGUGGUGAGAGGAGGAUACUGAUGUUUUGUCGGCCUGUGCAGUUUGAUGAAGUCCAGCAAAAGGUCAAGACUGUCUUUGGCCAGCAGCUCGACUUACAUUAUAUUAAUAAUGAGAUGUCCAUUCCUCUACAUGGUCAGGAUGACUUGGACAAGGCUAUUGAUCUGCUGGACCGCAGCUCUAACAUGAAGAGCAUAAAGAUCCUGUUACUCACACAGGAGCACAGUAAUGUGUCUUCCUCGUCUCAUCACUCUGGGUGUAAGCAGGUUCGAAUCAAAGCAUCUCAGUCUACAGGGGACGUGAACACAGCUUAUCAGUCUACAGAGCCCAGGGGACGCCACUCGUCAACCAGCUCCCAGAACACUGGGCGGAGCUCUCCACCUCCUGGCUAUGUUCCAGAGCGCCAGCAACGAAUUGCACGACAGGGAUCCUACACCAGCAUUAACAGCGAGGGGGAGUUCAUACCCGAGACCAGCGACCAAUUAGUCCUGGAUCCGUGGAGCAGUGCUGAAAACUCUGUGUCUGGGAGCUGCCAAUCACUUGAUAGCAACUCAGACAGUCCUUCCCUCAGGAAAUCCCGCAUGCACAGAGCCAGGAGUUAUCCUGACAACAGGCAGGACUGUGCAGAUCGGGAAAACCAUGUAUAUGACAAGAUUGUUGGGAAAGGAGGAACAUAUCCACGGAGAUACCAUGUCUCCCUGCAUCAUAAAGACCACAGUGAGGGACGACGUACAUUUCCAAGGAUACGGCGCCCCCAGGGAAACCUGUUUACGUUAGUGCCGUCCCGCAGAUCUCUCAACGGCAGUGAGGAAAGUCUCGGCACCUGGCAGCUUGUGGAUGCCCAGUCCAGACUCCGCCCCCAGGAUCGCCCAGUUCCUCAUAAAUCCCCCACGGCACCAGUGACAUGGCGGAGGGGGAAAUUGUUGGGGCAGGGAGCUUUUGGUAGAGUGUAUCUGUGCUACGAUGUGGACACCGGCCGGGAACUGGCAGCCAAACAAGUCCAGUUUGACCCAGCAAGUCCUGAAACCAGCAAGGAGGUCAGCACUCUGGAGUGCGAGAUUCAGCUGUUGAAGAACCUUCAUCACGAGCGUAUUGUACAGUAUUACGGUUGCCUUAGGGACCACAAUGAGAAAACCCUUACCAUCUUCAUGGAGUACAUGCCUGGGGGCUCAGUCAAGGACCAGCUUAAGGCCUAUGGGGCCCUGACGGAAAAUGUGACCCGCAAGUAUACCAGACAGAUCCUGGAGGGCAUGUCCUACCUGCACAGCAACAUGAUCGUCCAUAGAGACAUCAAAGGCGCCAACAUCCUGAGAGAUUCUGCAGGGAACGUGAAGCUCGGAGACUUUGGGGCCAGCAAGCGCCUGCAGACCAUCUGCAUGUCCAGUACAGGCGUCCGCUCAGUGACUGGGACUCCCUACUGGAUGAGUCCAGAGGUCAUUAGUGGGGACGGAUAUGGCCGCAAAGCUGAUGUCUGGAGCCUCGGCUGCACUGUGGUGGAAAUGCUGACGGAGAAGCCCCCCUGGGCAGAAUACGAGGCCAUGGCAGCCAUCUUUAAAAUAGCCACUCAGCCUACUAACCCCAUCCUGCCCUCACACACUUCAGAGCAGACACGGGACUUCAUCCGCCGUAUCUUUGUGGAAGCCAAGCACAGGCCCAGUGCAGAAGAGCUGCUCAGACACCCCUUCUCACAGAUCCUCUGCUGAGGAGCCCUUUCUUUAAUCACCUAGAGCUGGACACUUGCACCAGAGCCACUUUGAAGCCAAAAACCUUUGAAUGGCGAGCUGCCCAGUCCAAAGACUUACUUGAGGUAGUAAUGAUCAAAAAGCACCAAACACCACAAAUGUAGCACCUACCAUUAUGCAGUGGUCAGCAGUAACUAGCUUCAGUUCUAAAACCGGACAGUCGAGGGCAGUCUUUCAGCGUCCACUCCAACAGCAGGGGGUGAGUGCUGAAGCAGGUACAGUGAGUGUCAGGAAAAUACUAGUCAUCAGAGCUGCCUCUUAGUGGAUUUUUUAAUAUAAAUUACCGUCUGUGCCUUCUGAACACAAGCUGCUAGACCUUCAGAUCUUUAGCACUAGGUUAGUGCAGUUUGCUGACCUUCUGACUGCAUGAGGUCAUUCAUCACAAAUGCUUAUUUUAUAGUCCGUCCAAAUUAGGAAGCAGACGAUCUCUGUUACAGAAGACGGUGAAGAAGAAGAAGCAGCCAGUAUUGUUUGAGCUUAUGGUUUGAAGUGUCUUAGUUUUGCUAGUUUCUUAACAUUUGACUUGAAACAAGGCCUGUUUCACACAUACUGCCUCUACAUUUGCAAGUUGGCAAAACUCUUGAUGCCACACCUCUUCUGGGACACAGUGCAGCACUUCUCUUACAGCAUCUUAGCUGUCACGCAAAGACCUUGUAUCUCAAUUUUAGCUGCUUUUCACUUUUUCACAUAAUGUGAAGCUAGUAGUUGUUCUUUACAUUUGGUCAGAGUUUAAAAAUGAAUUGACAAACAGAAAUGCUCCAAAAUGACUUGGAUCCAAAAUGACUUGGAUUGAAAAGUUGCUGAUGUGAAGAUUUAAAGUCUUUGCAUGACAGCAGUGAUAUUGAUUUCAUAUAAAAUCUAAUUUAUUUGUACAGCGCUUCUUACAAGCGAUGUUACAAAGCAGCUUUACAGAAUGUGACCGCAGGACAGAGAAUCAGGAAAACAUUAAACAUAUAACAUACACAGGGGGACCAUCCUACCACUGGUCAGACAGGUUUUAAAUGAAUUUUAAAUUCAGUAUAAAGUGAUUAUACAUCCACACAGAUCUAAUAUAUUCAGGUGUAAGCAGCUCCAGCAAUGGAUGCAGUUAGAGUUAUAAUAUAUAUAUAUAUAUAUAUAUAUAUAUAUAUAUAUAUAUAUUUAUUAUUGGAUGUAAUCUGUUGUGGAGAGUGAGAAACUAGUCCAAGGCAUGUUACAAAAACUGGAAGAUGGGCAGAGGAUCUGUGGUGGGUGGGGUUUGAUUCUGUGUGAGAGGCACAGCACCUGGUACAAAAGCGGUCUGGCAUCUUGAAUACAAAAUGAUCAUUCUAUGUACCUAUAUAGAACUUUUCACAACAAAUCCUAUGACUUAAAAGGAGAACCUAUCAGAUCUUAAGGAAUACAUCCAGUGUGAAAUUGACUUGUGGUCUAGUGAAACACGAUAUCGAGUACAAUCUUGAGUACAAUCUUCAAAAUACAACGCUUUUAGCUGAUGCUCCAAACAGGCUUUUAAUGCUAGUGAUAAUCACUAUUUUUACACCAUUAACAAGCUCAAAGUAGCUCCACACUCCAUUGGUAGAAUUCUGAAGGUGCCGACAUUUAAAACAAGACACUGAAAUCUUUGAAAGUGCACAGACACUUUAUUAAAUAAAGACUGUUUAUACACACAGUAUCAUUAGGUAGUUCUCAGGGCACUGAUAUCUUGAAAUUAAAUUACGAGAAUUUGACUGAUGAACGAAUAGGUAAGAUAGUGGAGCUCCAGCUAAUGCUGAAAAUAUCCCUAUAAUAUUAUUCACAUUUAUUUCCACAGAAUUUCCACAGAAAUUCUCCUAUCCUACCUAUUCGUUCAUGCUUCCAGACUUAUCUCUAUGCCCCUAUCACUAGCAUUGUAAGCCUGUUGGGAGCAUUGGCUAAAAGCUCUGUAUUUCAGAAGUCCAUUUUACACCAGAGUUCUCCUUUAAGACUGUUUUUAGUGUUUCUACAUUAGUAAUUGUUUGGUAUAAUGUUGUAUUAUGAUAGCUGCAAGAUCUAAAAGCUAUUUAACUACUCCCUCUCCAUUACACACAUACUGCCACCGUCCAACAACUUAGACUUUCUUGAAGCCCCUUUUCCUCAGUGACAACAUCCUAACCUUAAAGGACAUUAUUUUAUCCAUUUGUACAAAAAUUACACUAGUUUAGUGUAAAGCAAUCUGUGCAACUACAUUCUCACUUUUCCCCACAUCUAAUAAAGUUGCUAUUAGAGGUAGUAUGUCUGAAAGAGGUCUUGAUUGAUUAAUUGACUGACUCUGGUUUCGGUCAUGCCAGAACUGGUUCAGUUUCACCACAUACUGUAGUGAUGGUAGGUUGGAGGUAAUUGACUCCUGCUUGUUCAGUUGCUGCAGCUGAAGACUCUUUUCCUAAAAGACUAAACGCUCUCUGUGUCGGGGUAUUUAGUUUCAGUUACACAAGAAACUCUGUCCUACUGUGCCUGAGAAUUAUACUUUGAGAAGGUCUCAGAUGUUCAGAUAUAUAUGUAUUUAUAUUGGUCAGGACUUUGAUCGGGGCUUUGUGCCUUUUUUUAGAGUUAGGCCACACUGCGUUGUGUUCGUGUCUGUAGAGAGCACCAUUAGAGUGCUGUAGAAGCAGCUACUAUAACUCAAAAUAAACCAAAUAUCUGCUUAGUUUUUCUAAGGAGAUUUAAGGCUUGGAAAGCACAUUAGAGUUUGAAGUGGAGGAGAUUCAGGAAACGCCGCGUGUAUAGAAGCGUGCCUUAAGCUUGACAGUGUUUUAAACAUCAGAUGCACUUUUGUGAAAUGAAUGUUGUUUGUAUUUACCAAAUUGUUUUGUUCCUAUUUUACCUUUUUUUUUCAUAAUGUGAAAUCUCUUACCCUUUUAUUUAUAUCCUAGGGCUUAGCUGUCUUUUUAUAUACACAAAUAUUCAUGUAUAAAUAUAUAUUUUUAUAUAUGAACUCUAGACUAUUUGAAAUAGAUUUGAUGUCUUGUGGAAUGUGAAAUAUGAGAUGAGACAUUGUUAGAGACCAAAGAAGAAAAAAAAAAGUGAAUUAAAUCUUGUAAGCAGCUGGUUUUGCAGAGAUUUACAGCAUUUUAGUGCAUUUCUGAGUGGAAUUCGUACUCAGGCGCUUUACCCUGUCCCUGAUUUGAGCGAGAGGUAGAAACCUGUUUGUGUGUAUAUGUAUGUUUGUGUAUGUGUGUGGUCAUAGAGAGAGAGAGAGUGAGAAGAGUGAGACUUAAGACUUUUAUUAACCAGCAAACCAUUAUGCCUUCUGUAUUUUAUUCUCACAUUUUUCAGAUUAAGAUAAGAUCGAUGAAGAUCAGUGAAACUGAGGACAAAAUCGAUUUUAGCCAUCCUGGUCUGGGUUGCAAUAUUCAGGAGCUUACCUGGAAUUAUUAGGAACAUUUAAUGUCAGACAUAGAAUACUGACAACAGCUGACGGUGCAAUCCAACUUCUUCCAAAACAUUGCAUGCCAACGUCAUGGCAAAAAAUAUUAACAUUCAUUGAAAUAUUUUUAUUUUUAUAUCAUGCAGUGAUAUUUUAAGUCACCAAAAUGAAUGUGUUAAUUUUUUUUUUAUUAUUUAUUAUUAUUUUCCCCAUUUUCUCCCCAAUUUUGCUCAGCCAAUUACCCAGCCCAAUAGGACUCCCCCUAUUACUAGUGAUGCCCCAACACACCAGGAGGGUGAAGACUAACACAUACUUCCUCCGAUACACGUGAAGCCAGCCACCGCUUCUUUUCAAGCUGCUACUGUAGCAUUGCCGAGUUGGAAGAAAGUGCAGCGAAUCGGUUCUGAUACAUCAGCUCAAAGAAACUCCAUCUACCCACCCGGAGGGAGCAAGGUCAAUUGUGCUCCCUCUGAGCCCCGGCAGCUUGAUGGCAAAGCUGCAUGAGCGGGAGUUCAAACCUGCGACCUCCAGCUCAUAGUGGCAGCGCUUUAGACGCUGGACCACUCAGCGCCCUGUAUGUGUUGAUUUUUGACAGAUGAUAUGAUUUCCAUGAUUUUUGUGCAUUCAUAACAAUAAGUUUUGACGACAUGAUUUUUUUUUCAAACAAAAUCAACAUCUGCACAACACUGGGUUUUGGCAUCCAAACCAAAUUUUUUUACACAUUUUUUAUCCUGCUUUUCUCCCAAAAUUAGCUAUGCCGAUAACCUCACACACUCCCCCUAUCCCUAGUAAUGCCCCAACACCAGGAGGGUGUAGACUAGCACAUCUCUGUCGAUACAAUUGUUUUAACUGCUGACUUCUGCUGAUGUAGCAUUACUGAGUAGCCAGUGUGCUCAGAGGAAACAGCACCGACCAAGAUUCAACAUCUGCACAAUAUUGGGCCACUGAAUACUUUUCAUUUUAAUUUAAAAUUUAACAUCUGCACAAUGUUGGCUUUUGAUGUCAAACCAAUUAGAAUUUUUGACCCAAAUUACGCAUCUGCACAAUAUACAUUUUUUCAUUUUCAUUCAUUUUCAAACACUAGGAUUUGACAGCUACCCGAUUUUUAUUUUAAAACAAAAUUGUACAACAUCUGUACAACUUGGGGUUUUACCUUAACACACCUUUUUUCAAUCAAAACUCAGUAUCUGUACAAUAUUAUGCUUUUACAUCAAACUGCUUUUCAUUUUAAGCUAAAGUCCAGCAUCUGCACAACGUUGGGUUUUGACGCCAACCUAUUUUUCUGUUUUAAUUAAAUUUAACGUCUGUACAACAUUGAUUUUGUAAUUAACCCAUUCUUUUUAUUUCCAACCAAAAUUCAAAGCCUGUAUAGUGUUGCAUUUCGUAGUCAAAACAAUAUCAUUCUCAAUUCAAAUUAGACAUCUGUACAAUGUUAGGAUCCAGUGUUUUCUGAUGGAUUUUUCAGUACUUUAUUAAUAGCAUUACCCAUUGCGUAGCGUAAUGUAGACUGUAGAGAGGUGUGUGAGAGUUUUUGAAGGCUUUAGAAAGUGAUGUACCUCUUCACUGCAUGUAAUGCAGUGCCAGCAUGAGGGAUUCAGUAUGAUAAUAAGUGUGAAAGUGCUGAAAUACAGAGCGACCCAAAGGGCUGGGAUAUUGCCCUGGUUACAGGGCAGGUAAAUGCCGGAGGACGGAGUUCCACUCAGCUUGACGACUUUGUUUAGCUCAGGGUUUGAGUGACAGGUGCCCAUCAUGCGGGCACGUACUCUCUGACCAAUGAGUGUCUGCUUUUGUUCUUCCUGUUGUUCCCCUCCCUCCCUUUCCAAAGAGAGAUUUGACUCCUCUGAACAGUUAUUAAUGGAUCCAGUGAGAUGCAGUAUGGCUGCUACACAGUUUAGGCAGCUAAAGCUUGACGUUGAUUCCAGUCUUGCAGAUCCGACCAUUAGAGGAAGGUCAAAUUAAGAGUUUUUUUUUAAGUUGUUGUGAAUUGUGAAAACCCUGGGGUAAGCAAAAGACCACGAACCAAUAGGUUAAAUAUAUAUGAAUAUGUAUCUUGACGUGGGACUUGCAGUGCAAAGUCCAAUGUAUCAAAGUUAUUUACAAUAAAAUGACCGUAAGCUC